Molecule: messenger RNA, 1402 nt
Organism: Formica exsecta
Lineage: Eukaryota; Metazoa; Arthropoda; Insecta; Hymenoptera; Formicidae
Exons: 7
Coding region: 512-1228 (238 amino acids)
Source: RefSeq, a predicted model, not a curated record
UUCUGUAAAAAUGUUCUUUUGAAACAGUCUCUUUUCUCGGUAUGUCUUCCUCUUCUGCAUACACCGUAAAAAAAGAAAGAUAAAAAUGUUUUCUGUAGUAAAUUUUCCUGACGAAGAAAGUUGUGAAGUGAUACCAACUUCCUCUCUGGUUAACUGAUGGAAAUCAUAAAACAUUCUAUCCUCAAUAUAAAGGAACUCGAUUUUGGAAGGCAGUUACAACUUUCGAAACACCAAAAUCAUGUUGGAAAACACAUUCAUGUCGAGUUUUGUAUCAAACAAAUCUCUUAACAAAAGCUAAAUCAAAAAGAGAUGGAUAUCAGUAUUUAGAUACUGAUGAAAUUCAAACAGGCACGGAGGUAAUCGAAAACCAAAUAAAUAAAAGAAAACGCUUUCCAAAUCAGCGUUAUGCAUCCAAAUCUGCAUCUGAAAUAUCAUCUGAUGAAGCAUCUUUAUCCAGUGAAAAUGAUAAGAUACAUAGAAAUCGAAAUUUUAUUUCAAAGAACAAGUUUCAAUGUCGAAAAAAAGCAAACCUUUACCUGAACCAGAACCUAUUAAGUUACCGACUAGUAAUGAUAAUAUCCAAAAUAUCGAUAAAGAAAUGAGUUCGCAUUCUUCUGUACUUAAGACAGCGGCAAGAGUAGCAACAACGUCACAACCGCGAGCAAAUACAAGUUUAUCUGAAGGUCAAAUCACGAAAUUUGUUAUUACAUUUGAAGAUUUUAAGUAUGACAUAGGCAGUAUAAAAAAAGACAUCAAAUGUAUAAAAAACAAACUGUUCAGUGACAAUGUUACAGAAAAAAAGUUACCUGAGGAAACAGAGACUCUUAUACCUGCCUUAUCACUGAGAAAUCUUUCAACUUUCAAUGAACUUCUGAAACAAAAAUUUGUCUUUGCACUUUACGUAAAUCAUUUUCGCCGCCUUGGAGGAACUUCGCAAGCGGAUCGCACACGGAGAAUUCUCAGAAGGAUUGUUCAUAAUGAAUUAGCAAAAAAAUUAAACUGGGCAGGAAGAGGAGCCAAAACAAGCCUUCAAUCUUUUGAUGCCGUAUGCCAACUCAUUCUUAGAUCCGCAAGCACUAAUCAAGAAACCUCUUAUAAGAUAACCGAAGAAACAAUUAAAUCUUGGUUACGUUAUGCAAUGGAUCGAGAUGGUGGUCGAAACAGGAAGAAGGAAACUAUAAAUAACAAUCAGACUGAUGAAUCACAAUCAGAAAAUUACACGAGUUAAGAAUUAAAUUUUUUUAUGCUUUCUCUUUCCAUGGAAAAUUUCCAACUUUUUCAUUUAAUUUUAGAUUUGCCAUAAAGUAAAUCAUGGAAAAUGAUUGCUUUUUACAGAUAUUAUAUUACUUUAUUUUAAAUUACUUUAUAUUAAGUUACUUUCAGGACAUCAAUAUGAUUUUUU